Messenger RNA from Mesorhabditis spiculigera, 411 nucleotides. The record is from the annotation of a GenBank genome assembly. Lineage: Eukaryota; Metazoa; Nematoda; Chromadorea; Rhabditida; Rhabditidae.
AUGAAGCCGCUGCUCCUGGUCGUGCUCCUCAUGUAUCUGGCGUCGGCUGAUGAGGCGGCAGGAUCGGUUUGCGAGAACGAUGCCACUUGCCAGGAGACGCUUGGGCCAGCGUACUAUUGUUUGAACUCCGCGUCGAAAGCUCCGAAGACAUUCCUAUUCCUCAUCUGCCUUACCGUAGUCGCAGCCCUGCCAAAUCCGUUCUGCCAUUUUGACGACUACUGCCGAGGAGGGUGGUACGAGGGAAAACACUACCACUGUAAAGCUGUCGAGGGCACCGAGCAGAAAAUUUGCAAGAAAUUACCCGUCCUCCAAUGCGUCGACGAAUCCGACUGUUGGAUGUACAAGCAGCCCGCUUGCAUUGGCUACCACGAGGGACGUCCGGGCUACUGCCUGGAGACAGAUCCGAACGCA